Drosophila guanche is the source of this 3335-nucleotide messenger RNA. RefSeq lists its product as uncharacterized. The record is from RefSeq and is a predicted model, not a curated record. The transcript has 4 exons. Lineage: Eukaryota; Metazoa; Arthropoda; Insecta; Diptera; Drosophilidae. Bases 7 to 3276 code for a protein of 1089 amino acids.
GACAAAAUGUCAGCUCAGAAGAAACAUUCACCAAGGGAGCUAAUACUUCGGUACUUCCAGGAAGAAAGAGAAAAUAAGGGAUAUCAGAUAACCUCAUCGCCUGAGCUUUAUCCACCUAGUGUCAAAAAACAAAAGAGUUCGCAUCUCAACAGGCAUGUCACAUUCAACAAGCAGCGGAUCAAUCAAGAGUCCGCACAGGUUAAGAAAGAUGCCAGGAAAAGCAGUGAGUGCCUAUCAGCAUGUCUGAUCACGAGGUCUCCUUUGGAUUCGCGAUUUAAAGGAGGUGCCAACAACCCAGCCGAGCGAUCAGUGGGAAGAUUGCCACGUACAGACAGUGAAUGCCAGUUUAAUGCACCAGGAAUUGAUUUUCUAACUGAACGGGACACUAAUAUCACAACCCACGAGGUCAAGAUGGAUACUCGGCUCUCGGCUCCUCUGAAAAAAAAAUUAGCUAACAAGUGUGACUUUUUCCCAACAUAUGUGGACAAUCGUCCAUUCGAGGAGCAGGCAACCCAAACGCUCUACAGAGAAUCCUCAGCACAAACUUUGGCAUAUUUACCAAAUAUUGAGGACAAGGAUAUAGACGAGCAUGUAGAGCUUUUCAAACUGCCCUCAGCGCUUCCUGGCGAUAAGCCCCCAGGGCUCUACGAGGUAGAAGUCUUGGAAAGAUCCCGCAGACGGUGGGCCUUCAAUGAAGCACUGACUGUUAACCUAAAGAAGCAAUUGGAUGAGGCCCGUGAGCUGGCAAUGCAAACGAAGUAUAAAUCCAUACUCGAAGCUUUUGAAUGGGAGAGUUGGAUCGAGCGAGAGGAGUACAUACAAGAGUGUCAGAGGAUGCGACUCGAGAUCGUCAUAAAGAUGUUUGACAAGCGCGAGAAGGAGAUGCAUUCAGCAUCCAAGACGCGCAUGGAAAUGGCUUGCGAACGCAUCGAGAAACGUCGUCAAAGGGGUUUGCACAAGAACGAGAUAGAGUAUCAGCGUGGCAAACGCCGUAACGACAUACAGCUCGCAAAGACGUCCCGGAGGUGGAAAAAGCAGAGUCCUAUGUAUGCCUUGGGGUCACCAUGCUCCGANGAGAGUUGGAUCGAGCGAGAGGAGUACAUACAAGAGUGUCAGAGGAUGCGACUCGAGAUCGUCAUAAAGAUGUUUGACAAGCGCGAGAAGGAGAUGCAUUCAGCAUCCAAGACGCGCAUGGAAAUGGCUUGCGAACGCAUCGAGAAACGUGUAAACUUAAACAACAUGACAUGUCCUUUUCGAAGGCUCAAGGAAUGGUCCAAGCCCAAAGAGUACAUUAAGGAAUACGAACAAAACUUCUGCAGUGAUAAAAAUUUGCAAAAGCUCUACGACUCCUUGAAGGCAUUAAGAACACUGUCAUACGAAAACAAACUUCCACCAAAGUGUCUGAAGAAACGUUUCAAGCCCCGCGUGUACUCAGACAGGGUACAUAUGGACUCUGUGUUCUCAGCUGCGCCCAGUAAGCCCUACACUCCUCAAACUCCGAAGAAGGCUAUAGCGCCAUUUGACCUCAAAUAUGAACCCGAUCGAUCGAGCGCAUUUGCCAGGCAUUUACAAGACGACAGGAGGCAAGUAGACUUGGAAUAUCUUUUGCAAACGUACGAGGGCACCCACAUUGGAUGGCUUAUGCAGUUCCUCUCAGAGGAAAUGGCCCGGCUGAAGGAACAGCGAAGGCUUCACUUCUUUACUAAUUUGGUCCAAAAAGAACGAUGGCGCCGCGAAGCGAAUGAGGCAGGCAUGCGGCAAAAGGAGAACGAAAUGAGAAGGAUUUACGAAGAGUUGUUCCAGAAGAGCACCUUCGUCCACAAUCAUGUUAGCGACGAGUAUAUAAAUACCAUUCUUACACAAGAUAUGACCCACAUCGCAGUCAACGAGGCCGCUAUAACGGUGACGGGGCUUGCCAAGGAUAUUGAUGCCGAUAUUGGGCGUUGGCUGGAGAGUUUCAAGCUCAUUCAGACGCCACUAACCUAUGAUCCACUGCGACUGAUGCUUCAAGACAUGGUCUCCCCAGACAUGAAUGCUGCACUCGAUCGUCAUGAGAAGUCGCUAAUCGUUAAUUAUAUCGUGGAGGAUGUGAUAUUUGGCAGAGUGUGGGGAGAGCUGGAGGCAAUCGACAUAGCCGGCACUCUGACCAGCGACUUCAUUGAUCGGCUCAUCGACAACGAUCUCUAUUUGUUCUCCACGGAUAGCGAGAGCGAGACACCUCAGAGAUCAUCCUGGUACGAGGCUCAAGCCAUAAUAAGAAAACUCAUCCGCCAGGCAGUACCCGGACAACGCUGGAAAGCUGAAACCGAACGCAUUGCGCAUGAGAACCAAAACGAUAUGUUUGAUGAUAUGUUUGCUGCAAUCAUGAACAAGAUCGAGAACCCCCCAUUGGUUCAAUCUUGCGAUUUAAUCGAAGUGUGUCCAACACAAUCGCACACUACCCUCAAAAUGACGGAUAAUACUCGAGCUAUGGAAAUUUUGGAGGUCCAGGCCAUGAGAGAUCAAGUCGCUACGGAUAGUUCGGAGGCGCUAAAAAUUACAAUCCUAUCCCUAUUCAAGAAAAUGACAAAGGAUAAUAUAACGAAAAAACUGGAAACCGACGAACCAUAUUGGGAAGAUCACAACAUUAAUUUUGAAGACGAUACAUUGAUCAAGUCGCAGAGCUACGAACCUCAAGGAUCUGAUCAAAAAUUAGAUUCUGAUCUUUGUAGCAUAAUAGAAACUAUUGACAUUUGUAAAGAGAAAAAUCUAAAGGCUCUGAGAGGUACCGGACAUCCUAAAUUGGAAUUCAAAAUAAAGGAAAUCAUCGCCCAAGAAAAAGAGGAUGUUGAGGAAGAAAAGAUGCAGGUGGAAAUGGAGAUGGGGAUGAAGUGUGAGGUAGAUAUGGAGACUGAAUCGGAAAUGGAAAUAACUAUGGAGGGAGAAAUGGAGCUUGAGAUGGAGGAACAGGAAAUACAAAAGGAAAUUGCGAUGGGCAUAGUCGAAGAGACAAAGGUGGAGCGAAAGAUAGAUGAGGAAAUUGUGGAAGAUAUUGAUACGCAGAAUAUCCAAGACCCUAGUGUGACUGAUAACGCCUCUAAGGAAGCUGAAGGAAAUAACUCUGAACUAAUGCCUCCCGAUAUGACAGAAGCCUCAAAGGAUGUGGAUUCAAAUCUGAUUAACAACCUCUUCGAAGAAGUCGAAGAAGCCGAUGAAGAAGAUGAUAGACAGGCAUUGUCUCUGUCUAAGAGUAUGUUAGGAAAGAACAGCUCCGAAAUAAUUGCAUUAGUUGGUUGAAUUAUAUUCUCAUUUUACCACACAGUGACAGUUCGAAUAAAUAUUUAUUUUUAUACCAA